This is a messenger RNA of Paraglomus brasilianum, 768 nucleotides long. The record is from the annotation of a GenBank genome assembly. NCBI's taxonomy places the organism in Eukaryota, Fungi, Glomeromycota, Glomeromycetes, Paraglomerales, Paraglomeraceae.
AUGGCAUUCAUUACAUCUUUUCUUUCCCUUCCAAACGAAAUUCUUCUUAUGAUUUUCGAAAUGCUCGACAUAGCAUCCCUUUUCGCGGUCUCUGAUACAUGCAAACUAUUCAACCUCUUAUCAUGCGAAUAUAUCAUCAAAUCCUUCGAAUCACCAGAACUCACAUUAAGGCUUUCGUUCAACCAAGAAUACAAAUUGAAACCCCAAGUCGAAUUCCGCUUUUCUCACGUUGACAAGGCCACAAACAAUCUGGUUUUCAAGCCGAAAACUCAGAGGCAAAUGAAAUUCUACAAUUCGGCAGUUGUACGCAAGCCUAAUUUAUAUAAUGUGGCAUUGAUGACCGAUAACAACAACGAGAUAUCGUGCUUGUCGAAAGAAAACUUUCUUCCAAAGACGGCGCCAAUUUCCAUCAAAAACUCGGGAACUUUCAACAAAACACAUAAGAUCAAUCGAUACAGCAACAAUAAUCUGCAAUUGUCGUAUUCAUUCUCAUACACUGUGAGCACCACUCCUGAAAAUGUGAAACCGACGAGAAGCGGUGAAAGGUGGAUAACACCCACGGAAUUUUCGUGCCCGUUUGAGUUUUUCUAUCCACAAGAAGAUAGCGUUUACAAGAGGUUUAUGAAUCUGUUUGGCAAGCAACGAGGAAAUAAGACGUCUAUGAAGAAAUUGUCAAAGCAAAAGUGGGUAAAUAGUAAACUCAUUGCAAGCAAAAAGUAUGAACAGAUGCAUCACAGUGUGUCGACACCAAAUUUAGUGUUUCAUUAG